AUGUGCCGGACGCUGUGCGACGCCAACCGCUGCGCCCUCCGUGCACCAUGGUCGGAGGAGGAAGUUCCGAUGGCGGUGCGCGAGCUAGCCCCCCGGAAGUCGCCUGGUCACAACGGUCUUCCCAAGGAGUUGUUCGAGUACAACUGGGACCUGCUUGGGCCGGUUUUGAUGCAGUUCGUAGAAAAUUUCACGCGAAUGGCAGAGCUCCCACGCGAAGUCUCAACCGCGGUCACGAUUUUGCUGCACAAAAAGGGGAGUAAGGAGGAGUUAGGGAAUUACAGGCCUAUUAUGCUGCUAAGCACGUCUUACAAGGUGUUAGCGAAAGUAAUGGCGACAAGGCUAAAGAAAGUUCUGCAUGAGGUGAUCUCGGAGGACCAAGCGGGUUUCUUACCUGGACGGAAGCUGCCGGAUGCGGUUGCGGUGGUAGCGGAUGCUAUCGAGGCGGGUGCCGGUGGCGGCAAGGACUGGUACCUCCUGAUGGUUGACUUUCAAAAGGCCUUCGAUUCCAUCUGGAGGCCCUUCCUCUUCCAAACACUACGAGGGAUGGGGGUUCCGGAGCAGUUCGUGUCUUGGGCGGAGGGCCUGCACACAGGAGCAGGCACACGGUUGCACAUUAACGGGUGGACAGGAGAUAGAGUCGCGGUGGAAAGAGGUUGCGACAGGGCUGCCCGCUCGCGCCAUACCUUUUCUUGUGCGCGGUGGAGCCGCUCUGUCAAGAUAUUGCGCAGCGUAUGCUGGGGGUUGGGGACGGGGAUGCGGAGAAGCUGGUGUAUCUGGGUACGCCGACGGCACAUCGCUAUUGUUGCAGGAGGAAAAGCAGCUGACUGCAGCGGCUGA
Messenger RNA from Closterium sp. Yama58-4, 837 nucleotides. Lineage: Eukaryota; Viridiplantae; Streptophyta; Zygnematophyceae; Desmidiales; Closteriaceae. The record is from the annotation of a GenBank genome assembly.